Messenger RNA from Cydia pomonella (codling moth), 5678 nucleotides. Its product is annotated as pleckstrin homology domain-containing family M member 1-like. Bases 106 to 2202 code for a protein of 698 amino acids. NCBI's taxonomy places the organism in Eukaryota, Metazoa, Arthropoda, Insecta, Lepidoptera, Tortricidae. The transcript has a single exon. The record is from RefSeq and is a predicted model, not a curated record.
GCGCGAUACCCAUUUGUUGUUUACUGAUAAAAUCCUUUGUGACAUACAUAUUUUCAAAUCAAUUAAAAAAAGUACUACAAGCGGUGUAAUCUAUAAUAUUUAGUCAUGUCCUUUUUCAAGAAUGUUGCGUCCAGUUUCACCAUCCGUAGUCGUGAUUCGAUUUUGAAAGAAUCUCUAAUAAAUAAUUUAUCUGAAUGCGUAAAAGACAUACAAUACAAUAAUCAGUUUGAAGAAAACUUCCACAGCGUUCUUGGAUCGACGGAUUCUACUAACACACUGUGUACGGCUCUCGAAGCAGUAUUUCUGCAUGGUUUGAAGGACACAUUACUAAGAAAAGCGAAAAAUGUACUGUCAGGUGAUCCAGACCUCCGACCGCAGCCGAACUUUUGGCCACUUGUACUCGUGCUCUCUCAUCGGCAGAAUAUCGACGAGAUCUCGUCAUUGCUGCAGAUCAACACUGAGAUUGGACAAUGCAGAGCUUGGCUGCGAAUUGCCCUCAAUGAAUGUCUUCUAUCCUCUUACAUGGCAACUCUUCUGAAAAACAUAUCUGCUGUUAGACCUUUCUAUAAUAAAUCUGCCUUUGUAUGCGAUUCUGAAAUUUUAGAAGUUGCCCAAAAACUAAUAGAAGGAUUAGAGACAUGCAUUCAGUUUAAUUUGCCCACUAAUUCAAGUUUACUUAAUCACUGGCCCGAGCCAGUGCUGAUGCUAGCUGGUCUGUGGGUGCCCACGAUGAGAGCUGCACCCAUCAGCGCGGGCCUUGAUGUGGCCAGCACCAUGUGUAAUGAAGAGGUCAAGCCUAAAGAUGUGUCCACUCCAACCCACAUAUCUGGAAUAACUGGUUUGGGCAGGCUGGCUCUAAAUGAAGAUGAGGCAUUAGAUUUUAUCCUAUCUGUAUCUAAUGACAUUACCAUCAUGGAAACACAACCUCAAAUUGAACCAGAAAGAAAGGAUGACUUAGAUGAUAAAAAUCCUGUGACUAUUGAUGACAAUGAGAGUAAUGCCAUAUCAUUAGAUCAGCCAUCCACAAGUCAGGAGCCAGAUGGUAACAAUAGUUAUCAAGAAGACACAGAUGUUGAUCCACUGGAUGCGGCUACUGAUAUUGUAAUUGCUGGAAACUCUUUGUGUGGUAAAGGAUGGUCUACUGAUAAAAAUGAUGAAAUGAAUUGUUCCAUUAAUUCAAAUUCCUCACAUGGCAGCAGCCUUAUAAAAACACCAGAAUUAAAGAGUUUGUCAUCUCUGCUGGAUACAGCGAAUAAUUUAACAGAAAAAUGUGUAAAUACUCCUAAUUUACGAGACAUCAUGAAAGAUAUCCAUAAGGAGUUAAAGUUAAAUACAGAAGAACCAGAAGUUGUUGAGUUGAAGUCAGAAGCUGCUACACCGGAAGACCCCAUGCUCCAAGGGUUGGGCUUUGAAAUUGUGUCAAAUUCAGUAACAGGCUCAUUUACUGUCACCGAACUUCAGAAGAUGAUUCAACAGCUGGGGAGCCUCUCCCGGGAACAUGGUCUGGAUCAUCAAAAUUAUCAGUGCAAGGGUUGUCAAGAUUUGUUGGGCAGCACUAUUUCCAAAGCUAAAGUGUGUGCUUAUACUGGGGAAUAUUAUUGCUCCAAUUGCAUGGAUGCCAACUUCUUUAUAAUUCCGGCUCGGGUGAUACACAACUGGGACUUCAAGAGAUACCCAGUCUCUAAAAAAUCAGCUCUGUUCUUAUUAGAGUUCCAGCAUCAUCCCUGGAUCCAUAUGAAAAAGCUUAAUCCAAAAAUAUAUUCUGGGGUGUCUGAUAUGGUGCAGCUACAAGAAUUAAGAAUACAACUUAAUUUCCUAAGAGCAUACAUAUUCUCAUGUAGAGAACCUGUUAUUGAAGAAUUGCAGAAACGAGUCUGGCCAAGGGAAUAUCUAUAUGAUCAUGUGCAUUUGUACACUAUAUCAGACCUAGUCCAGAUACCUAGUGGAUCCUUGUUAUUGCAAUUAGAGAAAGUUGUCAACUUUGCAAAAACGCAUGUGCUAGAUUGUUGGUUUUGUAGCCAGAAAGGGUUUAUAUGUGAAGUUUGUAGAGAUCCUAAAGUAUUGUAUCCAUUUGAGACAAGCACUACAUAUCGUUGUGAUGAGUGCUCAAGUGUCUUUCAUAUCAAAUGUUUCAAUGCAAAUAUGCCAUGUCCAAAAUGUAAACGAAAACAAAAUCGCACUAAUGAAUCUAACCUAGUUUAAAUGAUUGAUAACCUUGUUUUAAAUAUAUUAUCCAUAUAAAGUUAUAUUACUACAUAUUGCUACACUUUUCCGCCUCAUUCUUAAAAAUAUUUUAGGAUUAUUAUUUGAUUGCUGUGGAAAUGGGAGAUGGUAAAUGUUACCUAGUUUACAGUUAAAAACCCAUAUAAUAACAUCAUAAACUACUUGUAGUCUAUUUCUAUGUUACAAAUCUGAAUAUGUAUAGAACACACUUAUGACUUAUUAUAUUAGCAUAAUUUAACAAAACGCAUUUAAGUCCCACUUUAAUUUUAUAAUAUUGAGUGAAUUUUAUAGUUUAAUACUUUAAUUAAAUCAAUAGAGAUGCCCUUGAUAAUUUGAUAAACUAAACUUUUACAAAAAAAACAAUGAAAGCCCUUAUGAUAAUUAUACAUAUAUUUAACUUUCUUACUUUAUAUUAUUUUAGGUAGUCCACUAAAGAGUAAUGAAAAUGGCCCAUUUUGUAAAGAAAAUUGGACACAAACUGACCUAUUGCCAUAAAUGUAAUAAUUCAAUCGUAAUACUAACUAAAAUAUACUACCAGAAUUGUAUUGUGUGUGUCACACACAAUGUAGGUAAAUGCUGUUUGACUGUUUAGAUAAACACAUUUUUUUUAUUAGGCUCUAAGCAUGGUCCAAAGUAUCCUUAACCAAAUCAGAAAAUAAAAAUAUAAUUAAAUUAAAUUAGAAGACUAUGUGUCCAACUUAUCUAUGGCCGUACUUUAAGUGUAGUGUACAGUUAGCUGCUCCAAUAGUUCUCUAUAGCUGACUGUACAUUUAGUUCAUUAUGGAUACCUAAUCAUUAGGAAGUUAGUAUACUUGCAUACAGUACCUACAUUAUCUGAACGUCUAACUUUACUCUGUAUAACAUUAAACAAUAAGUACUACAAUUAAUUAAAGAGAAUUAUUAACACCGAAAACAUUUCAUAAUAACACCGAAAGCAAAGUAAUUUAGAAACAGUAAGCAAGAUGCCUUGGUAAGCGUAGUGGUAGCGUAAGUGUUGCUAAUUUAUAAAGUAUUUCUUGUUUUUUUUUUUUAAUAUUCGUCAUUUUCAAAGGUCAUUAAAUAUAAUGACCACAAUAUAUUCUUUUCACCACACCAGCUGGCUCUCGUGAUUGUUCAAAAACUGAUGAGAAAGUUGCAUUAUAAUUUAUAUCCACAUGUGUGGCAAAGUAAUCUUGUGCAAAUUUUGAGUAGUUUCCUUAUGUUGGCUCGUAGAAUUCAGUUGAGUAUUUUCCUCGCGUUGGUGUGGUGAAAAAUCUUGCAUAUCACUCGAUGGCAAUUUUUCUUAACGCUCGUGCCUUUAAACCCUCGCAACGCUCAAGAUUCCACUAUUCGGACCACUCGCUCCACGCUCGCUCGUGCUCAAUGGUAUCAAUAUUGCCCCCUUGUAAAAAAAAUACUUAGGUAUAUACCCUAAGCUCUCUUACCAAAAAAAUAAACUAUAAAAUAAAAUAAAACCAGUUAUAGCUAUUUUAGUCACGACUGCACUUAAAAUUGUAUUCAAACACCAAAUAUAAUGAAUGAUCACCAAAUCUUAGCGAGCAUUACUAAUGCGCUAUUUUCACCUAACUAAACCACUAUGACUACCAUAAAAGAACGUUGGGUUAGAACUGAGAGCCUUUCAGAAAGGAAAUGCUACAAAAAAAGAGGGUUAGGUUAGAACUGCGACUCUUACAGAAAGGAAAUGUUACUAGAAAAGUGGGUUCGGUUAGGUUUAAACUGGCUAAGUUAAUGAAAUUCUUUAUUUGAAGCAACUAGUGGCCCAUAGAUAAAAAAAAUACUUUGAAACUAUAUACAUAUUAUAAAAUAAUACAUUUCAAAACUAAUCACUACAUAUUACAUUCAAACUGUGAUCCUUACAGAAUCAAACUGUUAUUAGAAGUGUGGACUAAUUAAUGUAGAGACAUAAACAGCUCAGACCUUAGUAAACUAUUUUGUUAAUAUUCGGCCAACUUUGUCGAAUAUUAUAUUCGGCCGGAAAUCUGUUACUUAACCUAUUACCGAAAAAGAAAAAUAAACUAUAAAUAUAAUCGCAAAGCACUUUAUUUAAUAUUUAAAAUAUAUUCUUGGGAAGUUGUUAAAUAGGAAGUCCCUUUGUGAGCAUUUUUUGUAUUACAAAUAAUCUUAAUUUUUAUCAUGGCUUAGAUUUGAUUGUCUCUAACUACAUUAACUAAUCCUGAGCACAAAAAUUAAAUCUAAGUAAACGUUGUGCUUUGUAGGCGAACAAUUUUCAUAAUAAAUAUGGCUCAAAAUCUAAUAGGCAUGUUUAGCCGAAUAUUGUACGCUUCGGCCGAGAGAGGGGCCAAAUAUUCGGUAUUCGGCCAAAAUCACUAUUCAUGGCAUCUCUAUAUUUUAGGAAGAUGUUAACAUUUUGGUUAUAAUUUCACAUUAAAAUAAGAGUUUUUAUUUUGGUGAUCCUUUACUAUUGUUGGCAGUAAAAAUGUUUUUGUUUUUCAUCAGACUUGCUCGAAAAAGAUCUUAUUUCAUGCCGGUGUACUGAAGGACAAAGGCCUACUUUGUUCCCGUGAGAGUUAUGGAUUGUGGAGCUGUAACUCCCCAGAGAGUUAUAGCAUUUUUUUAAAAUUUUGUUACUAAUUCAUACGAAUUAACUAGGUAUAAGUUGUUCAUGUUUCAAAAUAUUUAAUUUGAUUUAUAACUGUGGCUGAACGUCGGAUAGGUUUGUGCCUUCGAUGCGUAAACUGUCAAAAAAUAACAAUUCAAAUAUAGUUUUUUCUUCGCAAGUGCGAGGAAAAACAUUGUCUGUAAUUCCGGGGGUGAGAAUAUUGUUCUUCAGCCUGCGGCUGACGUGAAUAUAUAGACUCAUACAAUAUUUCACUUACCCCCUUCUUUGCACAAUGUACAGACAGCGUCAAAUACUUUAUAGCAACCAAAGUAGCCAAAUAGUUCGGUACACCAUAUAUUUAGUAUGGUGUAACGAACUUUUUGGCCACUUUGUCUGCUACAAAGUAUUUGACGCUGACUGUACUAUUGAUAUUAUUUUACUAUAUCGUGAUCAGUUAAAUAAGAGCCUUUUCAAAAUUACCCCGCUUUCGGAGUUUACGGUCAGCAAACAGGCAAUGUUUGGCAUGAUAGGCAAUGUUGAAGAAGUUUACGGUAUUUUGUUUAAUUAAUGGCAUUUUUGUUGGUAAGUGUAUAGUAACAGAAACGCUAGUAGUGACCAUCGGUGGACCUUAUCUGUUUGCAAUAAGGUUUACCAAUGGUCCGUUGUCAGCGUGGGCGAUGGUGCGUAAUGCUCUCUGGGGAUGGCAUGGCAUGGGCAAUUGCAGCUCAGCAAAGUAUGUCGUUCAGAUAGAACAUUCAGUUCAGGUAGAACACAACAUUUAGCAAUCUAAGAAUACAUGUUUUUAAAAUAAAACAUUUGCUGUCUAUUAAUAACAUGUAAACAGAUUAUUUUAAGCAUCAUUAUAUUUUAUCAAUAAAACUUGUAUUUUAAAAGA